Molecule: messenger RNA, 2485 nt
Organism: Apis cerana (Asiatic honeybee)
Lineage: Eukaryota; Metazoa; Arthropoda; Insecta; Hymenoptera; Apidae
Gene: PIG-A
Product: phosphatidylinositol glycan anchor biosynthesis class A
Biological process (GO): GPI anchor biosynthetic process
Cellular component (GO): glycosylphosphatidylinositol-N-acetylglucosaminyltransferase (GPI-GnT) complex
Molecular function (GO): phosphatidylinositol N-acetylglucosaminyltransferase activity
Source: RefSeq, a predicted model, not a curated record
AAUAUAUAAUAUACAAUAGAAUCUUCAAAGAUUUACAUAUUUGAGGAUAAUAAAAAAAAUAUAUAUAUUUUAUAUUGGAUCUUCUGUUUUUUAUAAUAUACAGUGAAUUGUAAAAAAAAAAUUAAUUUUUUUAUUGAAUUGAUUUUCGUUUUUUGAAAUACAAAACAUCGAAACUUAUUAAUUUUAGUAAAAAAAAUCUAAAUGUUUAAAUAUUUGUAUUUAUUUUCUUUAUUUUAUUUUGUUGUAAUUAACAAAUAAUGAAUUUGUAAUAAAUUUAUUUGUUUUAAAAAUAUUCUAAAACAUUUUGCUUUAAAAAAAUAAUUUUAUUUCUAUAUUAUGAGAAAUUUAAACAAAUUUUAUAACCUUACUUAAAUCUUUCUAGAUUUAUAAAUUUUCUUCAAAUUUAAAUUUAUCGUUCUUUAAAAAUUAAUUUUAUUUAAUAUAAUGAUGUAAAAAUUAUUUAAUAAAAUUUAUAAAAUACUAACCUAAUUGACAAAUCAUACGAUUUAUUUGCACUUACAUAUAUCAAUAUAUAAAAAAUUUUUAAAUAUUUCAAAUGUUUUCUUUUAUAUUAAAUGAAUAAUAUUAUUUUAUUAUAUAAGUCAUGUUGCAAUUUAGUUAUCAAAAUGAACAGCAUAAAACAUAAAAUAUGUAUGGUAUCUGAUUUCUUUUAUCCUAAUAUGGGUGGUGUUGAAGAACAUAUUUUUAAUUUAUCUCAAUGUUUAUUAGAACGUGGACAUAAAGUUGUAGUGCUUACUCAUUCCUAUGGUGAUAGAAUUGGAAUACGUUAUAUGACAAAUGGUUUAAAAGUAUAUUAUAUACCAGUAAAAGUAUUUUACAAUCAAUGUGUUCUUCCCACAAUGAUUUGUUCUAUUCCCCUCAUUAGAUAUAUUUAUUUAAGAGAAGAAAUUCAAAUAGUGCAUGGUCAUUCUGCAUUCUCUGCUCUUGCUCAUGAAGGAAUGUUAAUUGGCCGUUUAAUGGGACUGAAAACUAUUUUUACAGAUCAUUCACUUUUUGGCUUUGCGGAUGCAUCUGCAAUUUUAACAAAUAAAUUUUUAGAAAUAUCAUUAGCUGAUUGCAAUCAUUGUAUAUGUGUAUCACAUACUGGAAAAGAAAAUACAGUAUUAAGAGCAAAAGUUUUAAAAGAGAAAGUUUCUGUUAUUCCAAAUGCAGUUGAUACAACAUUAUUUAUGCCUGAUAUUAAUAAAAGAGAUGAUAAUUUUAUUACAAUAGUUAUUGUAUCGCGAUUAGUAUAUCGCAAAGGUGUCGAUUUAUUAGCUCGCAUUAUACCCGAUCUUUGUAGUCGAUACCAAGAUGUUCAAUUUUUAAUUGCUGGUGAUGGUCCUAAAAGAUGGCUCAUAGAAGAAGUACGAGAAAGAAACUUAUUACAACAUAGAGUUACAUUACUUGGAAGUUUGGAACAUUCUCAAAUUAGGCAUGUAUUAAAUAAAGGACAUAUAUUUCUUAAUACAAGUUUGACAGAAGCAUAUUGUAUGGCAAUCGUUGAAGCUGCGUCAUGCGGUUUACAAGUUGUUUCAACAAAAGUUGGUGGUAUACCUGAAGUAUUACCUCCUGAUUUAAUUUAUUUAGUAGAACCUACAGUACCUGCUCUUAUUGAAGGAUUAGAAUCUGCUAUUACAAAUUAUAAAAAAGGCAAUAUUAGAUGUCCAAUGGAAAUGCAUAAAAAAAUAAGUUUAUUUUAUAACUGGUUUAAUAUUACUAAAAGAACGGAAGUAGUAUACAAUUUAGUAAAACAAGAAAGUAAUAAAAAUUUAGGUCAACAAUUAGUAAGCUAUAUUCGAAGUGGAGUAUUACCUUAUUUACUUGUCAUAUCCUUAUGCUACAUUAUUUUACAAAUUUUAGAAAUUCUUGUACCUCGAAAGUAUAUUGAUAUUGCAAAAGAAUAUACUGAAACUGAUGUCAUAAAUCCUCAAGAAAAAAUAAAAGAAAAUUAAUAUUUUCAAGAUUUAUAAAGAAAAUUAAUAUUUCAAGAUGUACAAUAUACCAGUUUAAGUACUUAUACUUUAUAUUAUAUAUAAAUACAUUCCUAUCAGUAUGGUAGUCAUUAAUUUUAAUUUUAAUGUAUCUUUUCAUAUAAGAGAUACAACAAAUUGUUCAUAAGUAUAUUUUUUAAUAAAAUUCUUUUUGAUAACAUAUUUUCAUAUUAUAUACAUAUAUAUAAAAAACUGCAGUGUCUAAAGUACAAAUAAAAUUGUUAAAAAAGAUUAAAUUAAUAUAAAAUUAUAUUAUUUUUAUUUCUUUAUCUUUACAAGAAAUGAUUCUAUAAUAAUUUAUAAAAAUAAUUUUUAAUAUUGUUUUAAAAAUUAUGCUUGUUUACAAAUUCAUAUAUAUAAAAUACAUUUCAUUAAUUAUUUUUUCUUUUACAUAUUGUUUUAUCUAUUGUAAUUUUAAUCAAAUAAAAAGUAAUUUUAAUUAAAUAAAAAAUUUGUAUUUAAAAAAUAAAAAAGGUCAAAUUGAAAAUAUA